Messenger RNA from Corythoichthys intestinalis (scribbled pipefish), 7631 nucleotides. RefSeq names its product chromodomain helicase DNA binding protein 1 (gene chd1). Bases 64 to 5463 code for a protein of 1799 amino acids. Gene Ontology annotation, molecular function: ATP binding; histone binding; ATP-dependent chromatin remodeler activity. The transcript has 35 exons. Gene Ontology annotation, cellular component: chromatin; nucleus. Gene Ontology annotation, biological process: regulation of transcription by RNA polymerase II; nucleosome organization. NCBI's taxonomy places the organism in Eukaryota, Metazoa, Chordata, Actinopteri, Syngnathiformes, Syngnathidae. The record is from RefSeq and is a predicted model, not a curated record.
UUUGACCACGUUGACCACAAGAUUAGAGGUGGUGUGGGGGAAGUCUGCAUUCUAGACUGCAGGAUGGCAGGACGCAGUGAGGAUGAAAGUGUUAGCAACAGCAGUGGCGAAUCAAGCAAUUCAGAUGAUGAAUCCGGUUCUGGAUCGGCAUCUGGAUCCGGCUCAGGUUCCAGUUCAAGUUCCUCAAGCAGCAGUAGCCAGUCGGGGAGCAGCGACUCAGGAAGUGGCUCAGACUCUGGCAGUCAAUCAGAAUCUGAGACGGAGAAAUCCAAGGAAAAAAUUGAUCCUCCAAAUAAGUCAAACAUUGAUGGCGCGGAGUUUUGGAAGUCCAACCCAAGUAUCCUAGCAGUCCAACGAUCUGCUAUGCUCAGGAAACAACAGCUCCAGCAGCACCAACAGCAGAGACAAAGCUCUUCAAACAGUGGAUCUGAUGAGGACUCAUCAAGUAGCGAUGAAUCUGACUCUUCAAGUGGAUCCAAAAGGAGAAGAAAUUCAGGCUCCUCUGACUCCGGAUCAGGCUCUGGAUCAGGAAGUGGAUCUGGAUCAGACUCCUCUGAUGAGAACAAUAGUCAUGAAACCGUCUCAGACUAUGAGCCCAGUCAAACAACAAAAAACAGAAAGCCUCCAACUAAAAUGAAUUUUCGAAACGGCAAGAAGAGCAGCUCCCAGAAAAAGAAAACCCAGAAAUGUUCAUCUUCUGAGGACGAGGAGAACUAUAAGAAGGUCGUCGCCGCUGGUCCACGACGGCAGGCCACAGUCAACAUCAGCUAUAAGGAAGACGAGGAGUUGAAAACAGACUCGGAUGACCUUGUGGAAGUUCUUGGGGAAGAUGUCCCUCAACCGGAGGAAGAUGAGUUUGAAACACUGGAGAGAGUGAUGGACAGCAGAUUCGGAAGAAAAAGGGCUGUGGGAAGUGUGACUACUGUAUACGCAGUAGAAGCAGAUGGAGACCCAAAUGCGAACUUCAAUUCAAAUAAGGAGGCAGGAGAAAUCCAGUACCUUAUAAAGUGGAAGAACUGGGCCCACAUUCAUAACACUUGGGAAACAGAAGAGACCCUUAAGUUGCAAAAUGUCAGGGGUAUGAAGAAACUGGACAAUUUUAAGAAGAAGGAUCAGGAGAAAAAGAAAUGGUUAAAGGCAGCCUCACCUGAGGAUAUUGAGUAUUUCAAUUGUCAAGAAGAACUAAUUGAUGACCUGCACUCUCAGUACCAACUUGUGGAGAGGAUCAUAGGUCACUCUAACCAGAAGUCAGCUGCUGGUUACCCAGACUACCUGUGCAAGUGGCAGGGAUUACCGUAUUCAGAAUGUAGUUGGGAAGAUGGAGCUCUGAUUUCCAAGAAGUUCCAGAAAUGUAUUGAUGACUACAUGAGCAGAAACCAAUCAAAGACCAUUCCAUCCAGAGAUUGCAAGGUGCUGAAACAGAGACCAAGGUUUGCGCCUAUGAAGCAGCAGCCCCAUUACAUAGGAGGUGAUGGAUUAGAGCUCCGAGACUACCAGUUGGACAGUUUGAACUGGAUGGCACACUCGUGGUGCAAAGGCAAUAGCUGCAUCCUCGCUGAUGAGAUGGGUUUAGGGAAGACCAUCCAGACCAUCUCUUUCCUCAACUAUUUGUUUAAUGAGCACCAGCUUUUUGGGCCUUUCUUGCUUGUUGUACCGCUUUCAACGUUAACCUCAUGGCAAAGAGAAAUCCAGUUGUGGACACCUCAAAUGAAUAUUGUCGUCUACUUGGGGGAUAUAAGUAGUAGGAAUAUGAUCAGAACACAUGAAUGGAUGCAUGUUCAUUCCAAGAGGCUGAAAUUCAACAUCCUCCUUACCACAUAUGAGAUUCUUCUCAAGGACAAGUCUUUUUUGGGCAGCGUUAAUUGGGCAUUCAUUGGUGUGGAUGAGGCACAUCGACUGAAGAAUGAUGACUCGCUCCUCUACAAGACUAUGAUUGACUUCAAGUCCAACCACAGGCUUCUGAUCACGGGAACGCCUUUGCAAAACUCUCUCAAAGAGCUAUGGUCCCUGCUGCAUUUCAUUAUGCCCGAAAAAUUUCACUCGUGGGAAAUGUUUGAGGAGGAACAUGGUAAAGGACGGGAUUCUGGCUACACCAGUCUGCACAAAGAACUGGAACCUUUUCUUCUACGCAGAGUCAAGAAGGAUGUGGAGAAAUCUCUCCCUGCCAAAGUGGAGCAGAUCCUCCGAGUAGAAAUGAGCGCUAUCCAGAAACAGUAUUACAAAUGGAUCCUGACCAGGAACUACAAGGCUCUGAGUAAAGGUACCAAAGGCAGUACAUCAGGUUUCCUAAACAUUAUGAUGGAGUUGAAGAAGUGCUGUAACCACUGUUACCUGAUUAAACCUCCCGAGGACCAUGAGUUCCUCAACAGAGCUGAAGCAUUGCAGCAACUUAUCCGCAGCAGUGGCAAGCUGGUGUUAUUGGACAAGCUGCUGGUGCGUCUGAAAGAGAGAGGCCACAGAGUUCUUAUCUUCUCCCAGAUGGUUCGGAUGCUGGAUAUCCUUGCUGAUUACCUGAGAAGCCGACAGUUCCUCUUUCAGCGAUUAGAUGGCUCUAUCAAGGGUGAGAUGAGGAAGCAGGCGUUAGAUCAUUUUAAUGCUGAUGGCUCAGAGGAUUUCUGUUUCCUCUUGUCCACACGGGCUGGUGGACUUGGUAUCAAUCUGGCUUCGGCUGACACAGUUGUUAUCUUCGACUCUGACUGGAACCCCCAAAAUGAUCUUCAAGCCCAGGCCAGAGCUCACAGAAUUGGACAAAAGCGACAAGUGAACAUCUACCGUUUGGUGACAAAGGGUUCAGUGGAAGAGGAAAUAAUAGAGCGAGCAAAGAAGAAGAUGGUGCUGGAUCACCUUGUCAUUCAGAGGAUGGACACGACAGGAAAAACGGUUCUCCACACGGGCACUGCUCCCUCAAGUUCAGCACCAUUCAACAAGGAAGAGUUGUCUGCAAUCUUGAAAUUUGGUGCUGAGGAGCUUUUUAAAGAGCCAGAAGGCGAAGAGCAGGAGCCCCAGGAAAUGGAUAUUGACGAGAUUCUCAAAAGAGCUGAGACCAGAGAGAAUGAUCCCGGACCUUCCACGGUGGGAGAAGAACUGCUAUCUCAGUUCAAGGUUGCAAACUUUAGCAUGAUGGAAGAAGAGGAAAUAGACAUGGACUCUGAGCGUAGCCAGCGGAGUUGGGAUAGCAUCAUUCCUGAGGAACAGCGGCGGAGGAUGGAGGAGGAGGAGCGACAGAAGGAGCUGGAGGAGAUCUACAUGCUGCCGCGGAUGAGGAAUUGUGCCAAACAGAUAAGCUUUAAUGCCGGUGAAGGCAGAAGACAAGGCAGGAGCAGAAGAUACUCGGGGUCCGACAGUGACUCUCACUCAGAUCGAAAGAGGCCAAAGAAACGAGGUCGGCCUCGGACCAUUCCACGGGAAAAUAUCAAGGGUUUCAGUGACGCCGAGAUCCGAAGGUUUGUCAAAAGUUACAAGAAAUUUGGGGGACCACUGGAACGGUUGGACGCCAUAGCUCGUGAUGCAGAACUCGUAGAUAAGUCUGAACACGACCUCAAACGUUUGGCUGAAACUGUUCAUAACGGCUGUGUGCGAACGCUAAGGGAAAAUCCUUGUGGACCGGAAAAAGCUUCUGGAGGCAGGAGAGGGAAAGUAAAAGGACCCACAUUUAGGAUCUCUGGUGUUCAAGUCAACGCCAAGCUUGUUAUUUCUCAUGAGGAAGAGCUGGCUCCACUUCACAAAGCCAUUCCUGCAGACCCAGAGGAGAGGAAAAAGUAUAUGAUUCCAUGCCACUCAAAAGCAGCGCACUUUGACCUCGAGUGGGGGAAAGAGGAUGACUCCAGCCUGCUAAUCGGAAUCUAUGAAUACGGUUACGGCAGCUGGGAGAUGAUUAAAAUGGACCCAGACCUCAAUCUAACACACAAGCUGCUACCAGAUGACCCUGAUAAGAAACCCCAGGCCAAACAGCUACAGACCAGAGCAGACUACCUCAUCAAGUUGCUGAGCAAGGACCUCGCCAAAAAAGAAGCUCAGAAACAAGGAGGAACAGCAAAUUCUCGGAAGAGGAAGCCAAGAAGCAAAAAGAGAGAAACUCUGAAGCCAACUCCGAUAGACGAGAUGAUUAAGAGCGCUUCGUCGGAUCCCCCGUCGGACAAACGGUCUGACGAUGAGGAUGAAAUCGAGGAGGAAAAGGAGGAGACGCCGGCGAAGGCUCCGAGCAGACGAAGCAGAGAUCCAAUAAAGGAAGAGAAUCAGGACGAAGAGGAAGAUGAGGAGGAGGAAGAUGAGGACGACGACGAGGAAGAUGAGGAGGAUGCCCAACACGACGAUGGCUCUUCAUCUGGUGAAAGGGAGUAUCAUGAGGAUGUUAAGAUAGAAGGCAAAAAGGAGCAAAAAGAAGACAUCUGGGACAGUAAAGAAUCAAAGGAGCCAAAAGAGAAAAAAGAAGUCAAACCUUUAGAAGUGGUCCACAAACAGGAGGACGACACGGAAGAGGCCGAAAGCAAAGCUGAGGUCAGAGAACGAAUAAAGAAAGCUCCUGAUCUACCGGUCCAUAUAAUGGCAAGUGGAGAUAAUUUUCCAAUAUCUGAGGAAUCUGAAGAACUCGACCAGAAAACCUUUAGCGUGUGUAAGGAGAGGAUGCGGCCUGUAAAAGCGGCGCUUAAGCAGCUGGACCGACCGGAGAAGGGACUAUCUGAACGGGAGCAGCUCGAGCAUACGAGGCAAUGUCUCAUCAAGAUUGGUGACCACAUCACCGAGUGUCUCAAGGAGUAUUCCAAUCCUGACCUCAUCAAACAGUGGAGAAAAAACCUGUGGAUAUUUGUUUCGAAAUUCACUGAAUUUGACGCCAGGAAACUGCAUAAAUUAUACAAACACGCCAUCAAGAAAAGGCAAGAAAAUGCUCAGGCAAUGGAGCAAAACACCAGGAAUUCAAACCCAAUCGGUUUUAAAAACACAGAUAUCGAACGUCUGAGAGACAACUCCCACCAGGACGACAGCAGCAGGGACAGUUACAGCUCCGACAGGCACCAGCCCUCUGCUCGUUUCCACGACGGCAGCAAGGAGAGGCACUCCGCGGAGGCCCACAGGAAGCCCGCCGGAGAGUCGCGAAAGCGGCCGUACUCCACGUUCAGCAACGGCAAAGACCACAGAGACAACUACAGACCCGACAGCAGGGAUCGAGACAGGCACGACAGACUUUACAGCGACGGUAAGCAACGAAAGCUAGAGGAAGCGCGCCCCGGCAGAGACCACCGGCCGGACCCGAAAGAUCUCUCGCACUCGGACCAGCGCUCGUCUUACCGCUACCACUCGGACUGGCAGACGGAGCAGCGGUCCUCGGCCGGCGGACCCCGCUCCCCCCGGGACCAGCGCUCCCCGUACGACUCGCGCUCCCCGUUGGGCCACCGCUCUCCUUUCGACUACUCGUCCGACCACAAGAGCACACCGGAGCAGAUCUGGAGCGGGCGCAAGACAUAACAGGAGCUACCCGGGCUGGCUAACGCAGCCCACUCCACUCCCCCCCGGUGCCUUACAGGGAAACUGUAGAAAGCACUGUGCCACGACCGGAGAUGAACGCUAAACGGCGCCUCGAAACCAGGCAGCAAAGAAAGAAAAAAAAAGACAAAAAAAAAAAUCAUAGCAUAUUUUUGUAUUUAAGAGUUCAACGCUGCACGCAGCACAUUUUUUGUUAUUUUUUAUAAAGUUUCCUUUUCUUUUUACCUCUGGACACAAUCGACCCUGAGCGCUGCCUCAUACUCCCACCGACCCGUGACACUGGAUCCUGCGUUUUGACUGUUGUUCAUGUCCGUCUCUCCAUUUUUAUUCAAAUGUGAUUACCUUAUUUAAGUGUUAAGUCAGUCGAAGCGUCAGACGUCACACCAAUCAAGCUGACGUAAAGGUCCAGACUGGGCUCAGGCUCGCUACCUGACGUACCUCAUUUACAGAAUUUCUCAGUUGUUGGUGAGAGGAGUAAUUUAAGAAGAUUUUAGCUGUAAAAAAUGCAUUUGCUUUCGACAUUUUAUGAGCAAUUUCUUCCCUUCCGUGACCUUGUUUGUAUAUUGAUGUAAGAUAGUAAAUCGGUGGUCUCUUUCCUCAGGCUUUUUGGAAUUUAUUAAGAUUUUACUUUAUCAACUCAGGCAACUUUUUUUUUUGUUCCGCGACGAGUUUCUGUAUCAUAGUCCUUUCACGCUUUCAGAAUGUAACUUUUUGCUAAAGGGAAAGUUUGUUUUGAGUGCUUCUUUGUUGAAAUCAGUCUAAAAAGACCUGCUUAGAUAUUUUUUUCCACAUUUGUUUCUCUUUUCUGUUUGGCAUUUCGAUGUAGGCAAUAAUAAUGUCAAUGUUCUAUGCAGCCAAGUAUAUUUGUGGUGAACCACCUAAACGAAUGAAGUCACUGCUACGGUUCGGUGUUGUACAUAAUUUCCCCUCUAUAUUUCAAAUUUACACUGAGAGUGCAUGGAUUUUUAUGAACCGUUUUUAUAUAGUUGUUUAUGAAGCCAUUAAAAUCAAUCACUGUACUCUUCAACUAGCGCCGAAUAUGAUUACUCGUUGUAUUCGAAUGAUUCUGUGCGAGAGUAAUUGGGCAAGGGUUUAGGUUUGGUCUCAACAUUGGUAGGGACGAUAUGACGGCAUAACAUUUUUUGAAGGGAGCGGGAAAUCAGGGCUACAUUUCUCACCAAUAUGGACCUAAUUAAUUGAUAGGCUGGAAUUUAGUCGAUCAAUUAUUUUGAUUUAUUGUGCAUUGAUCAAUGCAAAAUAUUGAAUUUUACUAGCUUUCAUGUCUAUUAGUUCAGGUGAAACCAAGAGCGUAGGUUUGCAUAGGGUUACAGUGCCCUCCAUAAUUAUUGGCACCCCUGAAAAAGAUAGGGCUGUCAAACGAUUAACAUUUUUAAUCGAGUUAAUCACAGCUUAAAAAAUAAUUAAUCGCAAUUCAAAACAUCUAUAUAAUAUGCCAUAUUUUUCUGUAAAUUAUUGUUGGAAGGGAAAGAUAAGACACAAGAUGGAUAUAUUUUAGGGCUGUCAAAAUUAUUGCGUUAACGAGCAGUAAUUCAUUUUUUUAAUUAAUCACGUUAAAAUAUUUGACGCAAUUAACGCACACGUCCCGCUAAGACAGUAUUCUGCCGUUUGCCAAGUUUUACAGCAAGGCUUUUUGUGCUGUCUAACAGCGAACUCUUGUGGUCGCUUUGCGACAUAACACCAUUUACCAUUUCUUGCCAUUUCAAUAUGGCUGCACGACGUCUCGGGCUGACGCCUACGUUGUAAUGUUGUGCUUAUAUGAUCCUUGGACAAGAUUUGUCCGUAAGUAUGGUUGUUGUAAAGAAUGUACAUAUUAUGUUAGUAAGCGAAUUGUUAUAUUUUUUGUAUGAGACGCUUCUUGUUUAUGUUUAGUGAACCUGUAUAGCGUGCUAAGCUAACGUUGUUGCUAAUGCAAUGCUUGUGUACUGUUUUUUUUGUAGUUUUACGACGGUCUAAAGAGGACAAUGGUUUGAGGCCAUUUUAUUAAUAAAUCAGAUGAAAAAGGAAGAAAUCUGAUUAUUAAGGCGUCGUUCACUCUAGCUAGCGUCGUCUAGCUUUGGAAAAAGUAGACGCUUCAGAGUGAGGACAGCAUAGACAGAUUUAAAUGACAGUAGAGUGAAAUGCCCACUACA